Caenorhabditis auriculariae is the source of this 9389-nucleotide messenger RNA. NCBI's taxonomy places the organism in Eukaryota, Metazoa, Nematoda, Chromadorea, Rhabditida, Rhabditidae. The record is from the annotation of a GenBank genome assembly.
AUGACGAGUGGAAGGAAAAUCAAAGUGACGAGUCCUGUCUCUGGAAGCUCAUUCCAAGACAUCAGCCACCUUGAGAAGAACCUUUUUUCUUCCAAGUCGAUCAACCUACAGAAAGAGCCGCGAGCGAUGGAGCAAAAUGGAGGUAUAAAUCCGACGUUUUCUAGUGUAUUUGAAGGCGCAGGACGUAACUUACCCGGGAACUUUUUUGGUCCCGGUUAAACUUUUGUUGAAACUUUGCUGAAGUCUCCUCAGGCUCGUACAAGGGCCGGCCCGUCAGCCUAUCGGCCUCCCAACCAUUUCCUUAGCGGGGCCUCAAGCAAAAUUUUCUAGCCCUGCCAAGAAAGUUCGAAUCUUUUUCAAGUCGAAAAUCAACCCUUUUUUUUUCAAAAGUCACGUAAUGCUCAUUUUUUCAAUUAGAGUUUAAAAAUAACUAUGAUUUUAAAAGCGAAAACAGUUUCUUGGUGAAAAUGUUUUCAAUGAGGUUUGAAUUGUUCUUCGAAGGCUGGUCCCAAGCCCGCCCGGGCCUUUUCUCAAAAAGAAAGCCCAAAGCAUUUACACCCCGUGGGGGUCACAAAAAUAUAGAAUUCAGCUCUUCGGAGACUUACAAACUUUGGAAGUGUUUUAGCUAUUUCCAAGCUGGUCACGUUCUCCAAGAUGACGGUCAACUGGAUCACUCAAAACUUGGGUAAGUGGAUAUUUCAGUCAAAUCGUAAAAUGCUACUCCGUGACGACAUCCCUAUGACGUUAUCGUCAGCUAGUAAUAACGAACUUAUCAAAUAAUUGGAAAUGUUCUUCAAAAAAGGUUUUUUUCUUGAAAAUUUCAAUGGCUCCCUCCUAUAUCUUUAAUAUGAGCAAUACCGAACAAAGAGAUGUUAAUUUUUUUAAAGUUUGAAUAAAAUUCUUUUUGCAUCUUGUGACAAACUUUCAUCAAGAUUUGUUGAUUUAUGCCGAGAUAUAGAUUUUCGAAGCUUUUCACCGUAAUCGUUUGAGCUACCGUAUCUCAAAACUAGCCGAAUGAGGAUAUUCGGUUUUGUGUUUAAAAAAUCCUAAAAAUCAUUUUUACAACAUAUUUUAUUUAGAGAAAAAGUUAACAAAACGCCCAAAUGGCGCAGAAGAAGUCUGCGCCUAACCUAUGACCUAGAAAACUUCAAAUAUCAAAAGACUUCGACAGUGUUUUUCUCAUGCUUCAAACAAAAAAAUCUCCAACUAGAAAAAACUACCGGAUCUUGACUUUCAAAUCUAAGAAAGUCUUUAAGGAAGUGAGCCUGAAAGGAUUUUUGAUGGAGGCGACCGGCUGGAGAGCGGACAGGAGGCCAACCCGAAAACGCUUGGUGAGGCGGGGAGCCCCAACCAGAAAACGGACGGCAGUAAGAUCCAAAAAACGAAAGAAGAAGGUUUUUUUUCUUUGAAAGUUAUCAAUCAUAUAUAAGCAUCACCAGCCAAUCUGAGAAUGAUCCUCACGAGGAAAGCAAAGUAAUGAUUUCAUGAAAAAGAGGCAGAAUUAUUCAGAUUUAACAAUUUGAUACAGAAAAAGACACCUCAAAAACCAAAGAAAAAAACUUUAGAAAUUUUAGAAAUUAGAAGUUUCAAAUUGAAAUGCUUCCUUCUCAGUGGGAAAUUCCGAGUUCGUAGAAUUUUGAUUGAAGCUGGCUAUAGUCCGUUUUUCGCGACUUGAAACGGCUGUUUUCCCUCUAGAGAAAGAUUUUUGAUAGUGUCGAUUCAGACCAGUUUUCAAAUUGUUACCAAAUCCUAGUCAGAAAUCUCAGCAAAAGAAAAAAAUUGAACAGUUUUGCAGGCCAUAUUGCGUACGAGGUAGAAGGAAGCGAAGCUCAAAAAGACAAAGAAAUGAAAGGAGACUUGCUAGAGCAGAAGACGAAUUACAAGAAAGAAGACAAUGACAAACUAGUCUUAGGAAAAAUUUUGACAGACCCUAUCAAAAAAUCUACGCUCAUAAAAAUAUCGGUAUCUUCUCAGCCAAUAAAAACCCUGGCGGAUAGGAGAAGAAGUAUGAAGAGUGAGUUUUGAUGUUCCUCCUGUCAAAGAAACAAUAAUUUUGCAAUAAUGAGUUCUGAACGAAAUAAGGCAGACUGGAGGAAGUUUAGUGGCCACACUGAAGCGGAUCAAUACUAGUGGUCUCUUUAGAAGUCUGAGUGGUACUACUAGACCUCUAAACGUUUUGAAGGCCACUAAGAAGCAAAAUAUUGACCUUAAGAAGGGGUUUUAGUAGCCCCUUUAGUGAGCUUCCCAAGUAGUUCUUGAGGAACCUCUCAAGUGGCCACUCAAGUUUUUUUCCAGAGAACUGAAUAAUUGACGCUAAAAAGUACGCAUACACUUAGAGGACGCGCACGCGAUUUUGCGGAUAUGUACAAUAAUCCAGAAUUCCCGCAAUCAUUUCCUUCUUGAAUGAUACCACUAAAAAUUUUUGGGAGCUUUAUUUCAAAAUAGGCAUCAAAAAAGAAGAAAAACAUUUGAGCAUUUUUUUUUUAUCUAAAAAAGAUACUGUUCACCAUUUUAACUAUAGGAGGGGAAGUUCACGAGUUGCUUGUGCCGGAACGAGAGGAGAAAAAGAUGGACGUCGCCCGAAGUGAUGACGAUAUUAUGGAACACUUUAUCUACUACCACGGGUAAGAAGUUUUUGACUGCAUGUAAAUCGAUCCUUUCCAGGUUCUUACCGCAAUUGGAAACUAUGAGGUUCAUCAGAAGGGCCGGAGAUUUUCUUCUCAGAAAGAUGGAAGGUACAUGAAAAGGAGAUAGUUGUCAAGUUUUGACUUUUUGAGACGACGGAAAGGAUCAUCUUCUCUUGUCAGUUGGGGUUUUGAUGGAAUUCGAGGAGGACGAAAGCGACCGUAAUUUAUUUUUGUUGUUGUAUUGAUAUGGAAAAAGAAAAAUGGUUAAAGGGAUCUAAGACUUUAAAAAAACACUGUUUUUUAUCCUGACCAAGAUUUUACCAGAGCUCUGUUCAUCGGAAAAAGGAAACUUUUCAAAACGCCUCAAAAUUGCUCAAAAAUUAAGCUAUUCUUGUUUCGGAGAAAAUUUAGAGCUCCUAUGAACCAUUUUUGCCUUCGUUCGCCGACGUGCCGAGGCAUAUUUAGUUACCAAUUCAGUGGCGUCAGAUCUCUUAAAGGCAUAGGGGCAGUAAAAAACGGUGUUUCAGUUCAAAGCAGUAUUCUGUAGAGCUUUUCAUUGCGAAUCGAAGGGUAAACUUGGAAACGUACAGAACUUCCUAGUUUAAAAAAAAAUUCAAAGUGGGAGAGAGGAAAGUUUGAGUUCCCGCGAAAAAGGCACUUUGCAGUAAAGUUGCUCUAUGGACAACAGGCUUCGCCAUCUUCCAGAUAUUCGCUUUUUUCUUUUAAAGUUGUCACAUCUGUAAUUUUUUUGAGUACACCAUUCGAUUCGCAAAGAAAACUAUAUAAGAUACUGCUUUCACCUGAAACCUCAUUUUUUACUGCCCCUAUGCCUUUAAGUGUUCCCUAGAAUUGCUGGGAAACGCCCGGUUCUCGUCACCGAGGUCCGAGUGCUUGAACGCAAUUGUGUCCUCUUGAAUAUUAUUAAUUUUCUUUUCUCCAUCAAGAGUCUUUUGGCUUGUAAUCUCACUUUCCUCAUCCAAUUUUACAGUUUUGGACGAGAACAUUGGGAAAGACCAACCAGUCCGAAUCGAAGACUAUGUGGUCCGUCGGGAUGAACUCGGCGUUUUUCUGGAAGACGAAAAUCGUUUUGAAUGUCUCGAGGAUCUUUUGACUUUCUAUAUUCUGCAUCCGGACAAGGUGGAAGCUUUUGAUAGACGGAAGGAGAGGGAAGAAAAUCCCUUUCAGGACUCGCUGAACAUCAAGUUGCUACGGGGCUGUCCCAUUUGCCUGUUUCAAAUAAGGGAAAGGAAUAUCGUUCGGAUUGAGGACGUAAGUUUUGAAACACAUAAAUUAGAAUAGUUUCUCCAAACUACCGUCAGCUCCAAGUCCUGGUCGCCGAAAGCGGAAAUGAUAGUUUUUAAGAAAAGAUGUAUUGGUUUAGAGUGGAAAUCCCCCCCCCCUUUUUUUUUAAAUGUCAUUCAAAUUGGCUAAAAGCGCAAUGAAGGCAAAUUUUUGCUAUAGAGCGUUAACUUUUGCAAAAAGAGUGUAUGCUGUCGAUUCAGAAGGUCUAAUCAGUUCGAUUAAAGGAAAAUGAAGCACAUUUUCUGAAUUUUUAGAAAAUAAAGAUAACAUCAAAGAGGCUAUACAGGUUUCAAAAUCAGAUCUAGUGAAGUAAGCGAGUUCUGGAGAGAGUAUAAAGUGAGAGAGCUGAAGAAAUCAGUGUAAAACUAUUUUUGAGGGUGUUUUGAAGAUUUUCAACAUGAAACAGGGUGUUCUCAAACGAAGAUUACCUCGUAUAGUCCAUUUGAAUGACGAGACGUCAAAACGCAAAGGCCUUUCGAAGAAAAAGUCACUACGCUCUUACUAUCGGGUUGGUGAGGGGCUGAUUAGGUUUUUUAAAAAGCCGAAGGCUUGUUUUACCGGGGAAAAAAGUUUCUGAUUCAAAAUCGAAGUUUCUUCGAAGAUAUGAUUCAUCGAAUCUUAAGAGAAAAAUCUCCAUUUUCACGAUUUUUGGUUUUUUGCUCUCAAAUCUGGUUUGACAUAAGCAAAUGCGUUUUUCUUCUGGAAAAGAGUUACUGCGUAGCUAUUUAAAAUCUGGGCAAAGUUUCAAGUCAUUCGAGCCACUUUCAGAGAAGUUAUGCUCGAAUAACCACUUUGAAAUACCUUUAUGGCCAGUACUGUACGUAUGUAAAAAGCUUUGGAAAGGCUGUUUAUUUUCAAACAGGGUAAUUAACUUGAUUGCUAUAAAUUUAUAGCUUCCGGUUUUAAAGGUCGAACCGGUUGGGUUAAGGCAAAAUGGAGCAAAUUUUCUGGAAGUUAAAAAGAAAAAAAAUCUACCGUGCUUCAUGUAUGUAUCGAAGCACGGUAGAUUUUUUAGGUAUGUAUCGGGAAGCGUAAUCGACUCGGCUUAUCAAGACUAAUAUUUGCUUUAUACGAAUCUUCAACUUAUAUUGAACUUUUGCGAAAAUCCUCAACAAGCCAGAACAAACGGCUUUCCGUUUUCGAAUCUCAUUUCUGAGAAGUAAGUUGACCCUAAAACUAAAAAUACUUCUUCAGCUGGGGAGCGGGAAUUUCGGCGACGUUUUUCUGGGCGAGAUCAUGUCAAUCGGGAUUCUUGAGAAAUAUGCCGCUGUCAAAACUGUGAGUUCAGCGAAAGUUGCCGAGAAAACUCGUGAUUACAGGUGAAGAAGGACUGCCCCGGGAUGCGGAAACUCAGCGAAAAGCUGAUCGCAGAAGCACAUGUGAUGAUGAAUCUCUGCCACGAGAACGUGGUUGAGAUGUACGGCUGGAUGAUCGAUCGGAAACCCUUCAAGUUGAUUCUGGAAUACAUGCCUGGUGGGUGACUAUUGAACAGUAGCUCGAAAUAGGUAAAAUCAGAUAUUUUACUGUCAUUUUUGUGCUGCCUUCUAAUGGAGAAAUUCUUCUUAUCUGUUCUAGUUUCACACACAUCCGCAAAUAAAGAACUCAAUAAGUCCGGGAGUAGUGGUUGACUCACGAAAAUUCCGAAAAGUUUCAAAAUUGAACUUCUAACCUCAAGGAGGUGGUUUUGAAAGUAUGCAUGCGUCCACGUUCAAAUCAAGAAAAGUUAGGGAGCUCUCAAAAAGGAGAGAGUCUUUUUUCCCACUCAAAGCCUCAUUACUUACCUUUUAAAUAUUUGAAAACAGAAAAAAACAAAAAAACAAAAAAAUUGCCUUUUUUUCCUUAUUUUUUUAAAGACAGAUAUAGGCGCGUUCUGAGUGAAAUAAACCCCAAACUCAUACAAACUAACUAGGGAACGUUUUUUACCCCCCGGUUGAACUUUUGACGAAACUUUGCAGAGAUGUACUUUGAGGUCUCCUGAAUCCAGAACAAGAAAAAAAUUUCUCGCAAUAGACCUUGUUUUCGAGAUAUGCAGCCUCGAAGUUUGCACGUGAGAUCUGCGGAAGCAUGGAAGAGGGAAUAUGUUGCGCGCAGUGUCGGCUGAAUGCCAGGUGAUUCGUGGCAGAGUGGUAUGAGGGCGCGUACUAUGUGCGAGCUGUGGUGGGUUCGAAACCCCUUUGCUGACGAGUUUUGCAAAAAAUCUUUUGCCAAAACUCCAAUCAUUCAAAGCCAUUCACCUGGAUGGAACGAAUUGAAAUAAACUAAUUUUGUGGAAUAAAAAAAAUUUCCAUUCUCAAAAAUUUUGAAAUGAUGAUUGAAUAUCAACCCGUCUGAAGUAUAACAAUAUGCAAAAACACAACCAAUACAUUCAAACCAAACAAAAAUUUCAGCGCUUUUGACAAAAACAAAAAAAUCUUUCUAAAAAAAUUCAAAUGAAUAAAGGAAGACUGUUGCGAAGAGUUUGAAAAGUUGCAUCAUCCUUCUUUAAACAUUCGGCAAAAGAUUUUUUGCAAAAUUUGGCAGAGAAAUGGGGCCGAACCCACUACAGUUCGCACAUAGUGCGCGCCCUCAUACCACUCUGCCACGAAUCACCUGGCAUUCAACCGACACUGCGCGCAACAUAUUCCCUCUUCCAUGCUUCCGCAGAUCUCACGUGCAAACUUCGAGGCUGCAUAUCUCGAAAACAAGGUCUAUUGCGAGAAAUUUUUCUUGUUCUGGAUUCAGGAGACCUCAAAGUACAUCUCUGCAAAGUUUCGUCAAAAAGUUCAACCGGGGGUAAAAAAACGUUCCCUAGUAAGCCUUUGUGAUUUAAAAAAAGACUAAAAAAAUAUUAAGGUUCAAUCUGACCAGGUAACCCCCCCCGCCCAAAGGCGUGAAAAAAAUACGCGCACACGCAGCCCUCGGUAAGUAUAGUCGAUCCUUUCCGACUUGAAAGGAGAAGCAGGUUAUGAAAGGGGCGGGACGCGUAACCUGCGCUACGCGGUUCAUGGCACAAGUUCAAUUCAAGCCACCGACUGUUAGGAAAGCUCGUUCUCCCCUUUUUCUCUCUCUUUUACUAUUUUUUCAAUAUAAAAAGGAGAAAAUUAUUGAAGAAUCAAAAAUGGAAUGAAAAGAGCGUCUCAGGCGAAUCUUGGGAAGGUGAAAGGUGUAUGGAAGCUAGAAGGUCUUGAGAAAGCCUUUGGAAGGUGUUCGGAAGGCAGAUGGAAGGUAUUUUGACGGUGAAAUUGGAAAAUGCCUGCCAGAAGCCAUCCAGAAGCCGGGAAAGUUUCUGGUAGGCUUCUGGCAGGCUUUUUUUAUAGUAGAAGGUGUUAGAAAGCUAUGUGGAAGGCGUUCGAUCACUUGCUAAAAAGCUUCGAAACGCCUUACGAGGAGCCGAAAGCAGAUCUUCCCCAUUUUUACCCGAGGGUGGACUUGCACUCCAAACAGUCGGUGGCGCUUGAGUCGAACUCGAGCCAAUAACCGCGUACGCGCACGCUACGUCACGUAGCCUACGUGUCUUACCCCCUUCUCCGCCUCCCUCGCCUUUAAAGGGGGAAUGGACUAUAGAGAAAUCCGAAACUUUCGAAUAUACUUUCUUUUAUUGUAAUCGCAACCGAGAGACUUUAGAGAGAUUUUAUUAUAAGGCAUUAUUCUUUAAUCCUCAUGUUAAUCUUGAGCACUCUUCAGGAGGCUCUUUGGAAAACUACCUCCUGAAACAUUUUGAUGAGGCCAGCGACUCGUGUCUUUUGAAAUUCGCCCUGGAUGCCGCCAAAGGGGUCCAGUAUUUGCAUGAAAACGAGCUGAUCCAUCGUGAUGUGGCCGCGCGGAACUGCCUGCUGAGUGCCGACCAAACGGUUCGAGCCUAAAUAUAUGAGAAGAAAGAAAGUUUCCUAUUUUAUCCAGGCAAAGAUUGCUGAUCUGGGUCUCACCGUACGCGGCAGCAUUUUUUGGAUGAAGCAGGCAGAGACGCUGCCGACGCGGUUCCUGGCGCCGGAAACCCUGGCGAUCUUCGUCUUCACCUACGCAUCCGACAACUACUCCUUCGGCGUGAGUUGCCGUGUAUCACACUAGACGGAGAAAAGAACACUUUCAGAACCUCUUGUUUGAAAUCUUCUCAGGUGGUCUGAUGCCCCAUGAGGAACUCAGUUGUGCAGAUGCUCGGAAAAAGGUUGGUUUCAAUCUCCCUCUGGAGCACCAAGGGCUCAGAAUCAGAAAAUAACCUGUUUUAAGGGGUUUGUUCUCCCGAGAAAGAGGUUGAUUCGUGGUUUGGAACGUUUAGUCGGUUAAAAAUGAUCGAAAAAGCUGUACCCUGUAGGGGCCACUUUUGCAAGCUGUAUUGGCAACAAUAGGGGAAGGUUGAGAGCUCCUUAGGGGAGACCUGCAAGAGGUCACUAUAGUGGCCACUCGGGAGUUCCCAAGCCAGAAAUCCUCUUCUAUCUAAUUUGAUCUCAAAUUCCACGUUUUACCUCUCAAGAGGACCAGUUGUUUUGACUGAUUUAAAUGAAGGUUUUCUAAAGUUCAUCAAAGCCUUUGCGCUCCUCUUAUCAGACCAUUUUUCGCAUUCAGAUUUUGGAUGGCAAAACCAGCGACCUAGAACAAACUCGAGCUCCUCCAGCUCUUCGGCCCUUUAUCAAGGAAAAACUUUGGGCCUACGCUAUGCGUGAAAGGGCCGGUAUGGACGAAGUUUGCCUCAUUUAGUCCCUUCAGUUUAUUUUUUGCGAAUUUUCCAGAUUGUCAAAGUCUUGAAAGACACUUACCGCAGCUGCAAGAAGGUCAGUUUACAUGGAGAGAUAUUUUUCUAAUUGAAAAACAUUUCUUCAGCAAGAAGGACUGCCGAGGACGAUCACAAAUGAGGAGACCGUGAGUUUGAAACUUCUGAAGUUUUUUUUUGAUAAAUUUGAUGGUUCACUUUCUAGAAAAUUGUGAAUUUCAGUCGAAUGAAUAUAAUAUCAUCAUAUGAGGACCAGCGAUAAAAUUGAGAAAUUGUCGACGAAAUCGACGCUCUUAUUUUUGUUUCGCAGAACUUUUGAGUACUUUUUCUUAUUUUUGUGAACAUUGGUCAAAAGGUUACCUCAAAAAUCGUCCUAAAAGUCUCAAGCUGAAGAACUUACGGAUUUACAAGAAACGAAGGCUUUAAUCAUGAAAACUUCCAGUUUUGAUGAUUUUUUUUUUGAUUCUGAAGGAUCCUUUGUUUGUGCAAGUUGAACUUGUCAAGGUUAUCGUCGGGUACAUCAAAGAGUAUUCUCGUCAUCUUUCUGAGAAUUUAUAACCGAAACCUUCAACGAUAGCCCAACUUCUGAAAGUCUAAAUUUCCUCCUAAAUUUACUUCAGGGAGACAAAGAAGACGGGAUUUUGAAAGGAGUUCCUAAAAAACGCCGGCGCGAACCCGUGAACCGGAAGGUCAGUUGCAAUUUUUGCCUGACCUAAUAUCAAGACGUUUUCUAGGAGAUUAUGGAAGAAGUUGUCCCAACACAAGAAGAUUGA